Molecule: messenger RNA, 120 nt
Organism: Dentiscutata erythropus
Lineage: Eukaryota; Fungi; Glomeromycota; Glomeromycetes; Diversisporales; Gigasporaceae
Source: the annotation of a GenBank genome assembly
UUUUAACUCUUCUUGGACCAUUAAUUAAUUUAUUAUUUAAUGAUGAUGUUCUUGGAGUUACUUUAUUCAUAAUAUCAUUACUAGAAUCCGGAGAAUAUUUUGAUAAAGUAGGUGAAGAUG